CAAUAAUGAAUACAUCACUACUGAGGCGGUUGGCUGUUGGCACUUAGCAAUUUGGCUCAAGUUAUCAGUUCAGAACCGAACGUUGCUGGAACAGGCUGUGAAUUUAGUGCUAUUUUGUGACGACACAUCGAGAUGGCUACGAAAGACGCUGGACCAGUGAUAUGCAACAGCUGUAACGGUGCUAUUCACGGCAGGAUCGUGACCGCGCUGGACAAGAAAUGGCACCCGGAGCACUUCACGUGCAAGAGCUGCCACAAGCCGAUAGAGGGCGCUAAGUUCCACCAGCACGACGGUGCCGUCCACUGCGUGCCCUGCUACACCAAAUUCCUCAGCCCACGCUGCCACGGCUGCGGAGAUCCUAUCACUGAUCGGGUGAUCCAAGCGCUCGGCGUGUCGUGGCACGCGCAUCACUUCGUAUGCGGCGGGUGCAGAAAGGAGCUGGCUGGCGGCGGAUUUAUGGAACAGGCCGGCCGACCGUACUGCUCCUUGUGCUACGCGGACCAGUUCGCAGCACGCUGCGCCGGCUGCGUGCAGCCCAUCGUAGACAAGGCCAUCAUAGCCCUCGACGCCAAGUGGCACCGCGAGUGCUUCAAGUGUAAUAAAUGCAGAAGCCCGGUAACCGACGCUACCUUCUCUGUGAUGGACAACAAACCUCUCUGCGGGAAAUGCGCUUAAGUGCUGACGUCACCAAGCACACGAACCCAUCGACAAUAUACAACUCUGCACACGUCGUCUUAUUAGGCACUCUUACCAACAAUAUAUUAAGUAUUAUAGAGAAAACAGAAUAAUAAAUAUACAAGCCGACAAUGUUAACAAUGUACUCUAACUUACUUUACAAUGUACAAGAAAUUCAGUCCUAGAUUCAUCUGAUUAGCUUAUUGCUGUUAUGAAAGUUCUGCAUUUGUAUAUGCACCAAGUGCAACAUAUUUAACAUUUAAAUGCUAACGUAUAUUAUCUUUAUACGCUUUAUCUAGAGCUAUACUAUAAUGGGCCAUGUAUGUACUGUUAAGGCGAUCCAUGUUACACAAAUCACAAAUAUAAAAAUAUAUUUUUUGAUAUGUCACCCAACAAACUGUAUUCUUACCAAACUAUAUACGUAAUUGUAAUUUCUGUUUCAUUGACGGUGAAAAUUUACUAAUUAUUAGUAUUGUUAUUUACGAUACAGUUUUAACAUUUACUUACUUCAAACGUAUAAGUAAUGGCUGGUUAAAUUGAAGGAAUAAUAAAUCCAAUAUUUCUAAACAUUUAACUAAUCAACCAACACAAGACAUUUACCUUUUCAUCUUUAUAUUUUAAGUCUAUUUAUUGAUAGUUUUAAGUAACUGUGAUGCUUUCGUGGGCUAAAUAUUAAACGCAUAUUUGUUAUACACAAUUACGAUAAGCUUUUUGUAAAUUUUUGUUUCAAUAAACCAUAUUUUUUA
Messenger RNA from Leptidea sinapis, 1421 nucleotides. Its product is annotated as transforming growth factor beta-1-induced transcript 1 protein. The coding region runs from base 133 to 675 and encodes 180 amino acids. NCBI's taxonomy places the organism in Eukaryota, Metazoa, Arthropoda, Insecta, Lepidoptera, Pieridae. Gene Ontology annotation, molecular function: transcription coregulator activity. The record is from RefSeq and is a predicted model, not a curated record. The transcript is spliced from 6 exons. Gene Ontology annotation, cellular component: Z disc; nucleus.